AUGAAACCUCAAGACAAAGCAUCAAGCAGUUGUGCCCAUCGAAAGUUACAAGAGCUUCCUUUUGUCAAGAAGUUGAACACAAGCAAGUACAGAUCAUUAAAAGAAAGCACCUUGGCCGCUAUCAAUUCCGACAAGACCUUGGAAAUAACAAGCAAGCUUAGAAAUAGUGAUAAAAAGGAUAUUGAUGCUGUUCAAGCCUUUAUCAAAACAGUACAAGCAAGGAUUCAAGACAAAACUUUCAUCCCUUUCAAAUACACUGACCUUCGAGGAUCAGGAUACUUUUCUUUACUUCCCUUGUACAAGAUUGAUUCUCAAGCUUUUUGGAGACUUGCCAAGCAAUGUGACAGCAAGAUCAAACCAGGUUAA
Messenger RNA from Rhizopus microsporus ATCC 52813, 366 nucleotides. RefSeq lists its product as uncharacterized. Lineage: Eukaryota; Fungi; Mucoromycota; Mucoromycetes; Mucorales; Rhizopodaceae. The record is from RefSeq and is a predicted model, not a curated record. The transcript has a single exon. Bases 1 to 366 code for a protein of 121 amino acids.